Gaeumannomyces tritici R3-111a-1 is the source of this 1944-nucleotide messenger RNA. RefSeq lists its product as hypothetical. NCBI's taxonomy places the organism in Eukaryota, Fungi, Ascomycota, Sordariomycetes, Magnaporthales, Magnaporthaceae. Bases 116 to 1813 code for a protein of 565 amino acids. The record is from RefSeq and is a predicted model, not a curated record. The transcript has 5 exons.
UCAGACGGCCAACACGGUGGGUGGUCCUGAGAAUUCUUAUACCGGUAUCCAGAACGCCAGGAUGUAAAGGGCGGCCCCAUUUACUCUCCCGCGGCUCCGGUGCACAUUGGCACACAUGGAUAUCACAAACGCCGGACAAGGCACGAUGAACCGACAGCGGGAUUUUAUGGCAGGAGCGAGAGGCCCUCGUGAUGGCUCUACCCCUAGUGGUGCUGGAGGACUCGCCAACGAUGGACACACCAACGACACGGGAGCGAGAGACGCCCGGCACCGAGAUCUAUGGAGCGGAUACUUGAACCACCGAGCCCCUGGGAGCCGUCCGCGAUCCAGCAUGGGCCCAAGUCUCCAGAUACCGCACCUCCUCUCUUGUCCCAUCAACAGAGUCGAGGAACGCAAGAACGAUGCCGCGGCGGAGCACGCGCCCGAGGUUUACCGGGCUACCCAUCCCGACGACACAGCACCAGAGGCGUUCUGCGGGCCGCUGCCUGCGGCGGCACCCUCGCUCACACGUGGCGGCGGCGGCGGCGGGAGGCGCGACGAGGGGGGAACGCGUUCGCCCGACAACAGCGGCGCCGUCGACGCCGAUCCCCGGCCGGGCAGCGCGUGCAGUGGCAAGAUAUGCCCGCAGAUCCUCGCCACGGCGCUGCCGUCGCCCGCCGCGGGCGACCCGGCGGCCGCGCCAAAGGUGCUGCACGUCUUUGCCCGUGGCUCCGAGGGCAGCCUGCUGCGACGCUCCAUGACCCCCGCCGCGGCCUAUACCGCCUCGGACGGUCCGGGCGCCAGGGUCGAGGCCGACUGGCAGGCGAUGGGCGGGCCCGAGGGGUCGUCUGCGCUCUUCAGGAGCCAGCCGGCAGCGGCCGCCUGGAGGAGCGCCGGCGGCGACCAGCACGUUGGCGUGUUCGCCGUCUCGGCGAGCGGCGAGGCUGCUGCGACGACCUGGCUCGCAUCGGACUCGGGCUCGGGGACGUGGAGCAGCUGGGCGAGGUUCGGGGGACCCGUAGCCGGCCCGCUCGUCGCCUGUACCGGCCACGAUGGGGAGAAGGGAGAGCGGGCCGACGCCUUCGCCCUCGCCACGGGAGCCCAGGGGUCUCUGUACUCUCACACGACGGCAACAAAUGACUCGGCCACCAGCAUGGCCGACUGGGACCAAAAGCUAUCCCGCGGCUACGCGUCGUCCACGUCACCCGCAGUCGUCUGCCGCCGCCGCCGGCCGGGCCGGGCGCCGCCGUACGAGCUCCUGUACCAGCACAAGACGGCCGUAACGGCAAGCUGGUCGGCGCCCUCGACCGUGCACCCGGCCAACUUUGUGGAAGAACCCGUGGCCAUGGCCGUGGCGGACGACGGCGACGACGACGGCGGGCGCCUCAUGUUUUUCGGGAUUAGCGUCAACGGGCAGGUUUGGACCAGCAACUGGACGAGCACUGGGGGCUGGGAGCACCUCCGUUCGAUUGGGGACGCCGGUUUCCAGAGCGUGCCGGUGGUGAUCAAUACAGGAAGCACGAUCGAGAUUGUUGCUUUGGGCUCAAACGACAGGCUCCAGCACCGCUCCCUCAAAAACGGCCAGUGGUCCGACGCGCCCGUCGAGGCGGGCGGGUGGGAGGACUUGGCGGUGCACGGUCACGGCGCCCUCCAGGCGGUCUACAUCGGCGGGCCUGACCGCCUCGUGGCGCUCGUGGUGGUGGGGCGCGGCCGGCAGCUCAACCUGACCGUCUUUGCCAUCCCUGACGAUGGCGUGUGGUCCCGCAGGGCUGUCUGGAAGUCGGCCGGCGGGAACUUUUCGACAAGCUUCAUGGAGUUGAGGGGAGCAGACUGAUGAUGGGGGAAAGAAAAAGAAGCGUCUCACGGCGGACAGGUUAAGUGGGAGAUGCCCCGAAUGAGUUCGGGGCCGCCGAAGGUAACAGGAGCAAGUAUAUCAGAUGAACCCGUGGGCUGAGUCGCUCACGG